Molecule: messenger RNA, 613 nt
Organism: Hyposmocoma kahamanoa
Lineage: Eukaryota; Metazoa; Arthropoda; Insecta; Lepidoptera; Cosmopterigidae
Exons: 3
Coding region: 6-521 (171 amino acids)
Source: RefSeq, a predicted model, not a curated record
UUACCAUGUAUCUAUUUCUAUACACGAUGCUAUUGACUGGCGGAGGUGCUCUGGCACACUUCAGAGGCUACACUACGCGCAACCUCUUCGUCCGCGACGAGCCUGUCAAUCAAGUCGAAGAAAUUAAUUUUGUGGAGUGUCCUGUAUGCAACAAUACGUCGCUCUGGCCACCGCUUAUCGAAAACUGUGAAGUCAACCUGAACGGCAAGAGAUACAAGCAAUGCAAAUUCGGAACCUAUAAAAAUAGGGUUUGUGGCAAUCGCAACGACUGCAAAAGGGGUCCCGGCGACAAAUGUUCAACAUUUGAUAAUCGAGAUAUGUAUGACCUGCGAUGCGCGCCUGGCUACCACUGCGAUGGACUUGAACACCGAUGCAUCGGUGGCAGCAAUAAUCCUAAUCCUGUAAAUCGUUACUAUCUUAGCCCAUCUUCAUUUAGUGGCAGUGACUAUACUCGUUCAACUGACCUUUAUAACUCUAGAGAGAAGCGAUCUGCACCGUAUUCUUUUUUUGCACCUCAUUAAAAUAUAUGACGAUCGCUAUGAAUUUCAAAAAUAAAAUACCCAACACAAGCGUAAAUUUAUGAACAAAUUCGUAUUUAUUAUUUAGUAACAUA